This is a messenger RNA of Acanthamoeba castellanii str. Neff, 291 nucleotides long. RefSeq lists its product as uncharacterized. The transcript has 3 exons. The record is from RefSeq and is a predicted model, not a curated record. The coding region runs from base 1 to 291 and encodes 96 amino acids. Lineage: Eukaryota; Discosea; Longamoebia; Acanthamoebidae.
AUGGUGCUGCCGCUCAAUCCAUCUUCUCUCGAGAUCUUGAACGAUGCGCUGCACGAGUUUCGCCAGAUCGGCAAGCGUAUCACUGCGCUAUCUCAGACGGCCAAAGGCGCUGCCUACCGUGAUACGAUGAGUCGCUUGUCCAUGCUGCUCGAAGAGAUCCCCAGCGUUAGGUUGGAGUCCAGACGGCCAGGCCAGUUGGAAUGCAAGACCAUGGUCAAUCUCUCCCGCUUCAAAUCGCUGCAGUACCUUGAGGUCCGUAUUGUCCGUCCACUCCAUCAUCGUGAGGUGUAG